This is a messenger RNA of Emericellopsis cladophorae, 654 nucleotides long. Its product is annotated as glutathione S-transferase. The coding region runs from base 1 to 654 and encodes 217 amino acids. The transcript is spliced from 2 exons. NCBI's taxonomy places the organism in Eukaryota, Fungi, Ascomycota, Sordariomycetes, Hypocreales, Bionectriaceae. The record is from RefSeq and is a predicted model, not a curated record.
AUGCAGCCCCUCGUCCUCCACGCCCACUCCUCGGGCCCCAACCCCAUCAAGAUCGCCAUCGCCCUCGAGGCCCUCGAGGUGCCCUACAAUGUCCAGCAGUGGCAGUUUGGCGACGACCCCACCAACGGCGUCAAGGGCGGGGCCUUUCUCAAGAUCAACGAGAAUGGACGCGUCCCCGCCCUCGAGGACCCCAACACGGGCGUCGUGUCCUGGGAGUCGGGCGCCAUCAUGAACUACGUCCGCCGUGUCUACGACAAGGCCAACAAGCUGGGCCCCGUCGGCGAGUCGGAGCAGGACAAGGUCGACUUUGACAAGUGGGAGUACUUUCUGCUCACGACCCUGGGACCCAUGUCGGGGCAGACCAACUGGUUCCGCCACUACAACGCCACCAAGAACGACGACGCGCUCAAGAGAUACUCGGAGCAGACCGAUCGCUGCUACGGCGUGCUCGAGGGCCAGCUGAAAAAGUCGGGCGGCCGCAGCGUGCUGCCUGGUCGCGUCACGGCCGUCGACUACCACUUUGAGCCGUGGCUGCGCCAGUUUGCGUUUGCCGGCUUGUCGCUCGACAAGUAUCCUAACACUAAGACAUGGCUGGACGAGAUGGCCGGCCGGAAGGAGGUCAAGCAGGCCUAUAGCAAGAUCAAGGGGGAAUGA